Paramormyrops kingsleyae is the source of this 3778-nucleotide messenger RNA. Its product is annotated as transcription cofactor vestigial-like protein 4. NCBI's taxonomy places the organism in Eukaryota, Metazoa, Chordata, Actinopteri, Osteoglossiformes, Mormyridae. Gene Ontology annotation, molecular function: transcription coactivator binding. The record is from RefSeq and is a predicted model, not a curated record. Gene Ontology annotation, biological process: negative regulation of DNA-templated transcription.
UGUUGCUCGGGGGUGUUGCGCUGGUCCAUGCGGCGCUGUUCCCGUCACACGGUUUGCAGUUUAGCUUUAGCCCCUCCUUGUUCCUCCACCUCUCCCCCGAGACCUCCAUCCCCUGCAUGCUCUCGUGGCGGCGCACCAAAUAGGUUGGCUUUUGUGUGUGUGUGUGCGCGUGUGUGUGCGCGCGCAGAAACAAAUCCCUGUUAUUUGAGGCUCCGCGAGGAUUAAAGCGAGCAUGCCCAGUCUAAUGCAGUGAGCGCCAGCAAACCUACAAAGAGGAAACGGGCUGACAAAGGAGUCGGAGCCGAGGCAGUCGGGGUCGGUACGGGGCUUUUACGGCGGGCUGUGGGGAGGACAACUGGCGGGCCCCUUUUCUUCCGAACCGGUGUUUAAAAUUAAGCGCUUAAUGCUAAAAGUUUGGAGAAACCCAAGACACUGUUUAACCUACUGUUUAAUAAGUAACUAAGGUCAAACUCGACCGGUUGUUUAAACACGGGGCCUUCUUUUACAUAGCGGGCUGGCUGGUUUUUAGCUUUUCAGCUUGUAAAUUGUAAAUCUAUUAAUCUGGUAAACCGUGCCCUUCCUUUAACUGAGUGUUCUGCAAGACGGCUGAUCUUUUCUGCUAUAAAAUUAAAUGCUUCUUACGACCAUGGAUCUGUUGAACUACCAGUACAUGGACAAAAUGAACAACAACAUUGGCUUACUUUGCUAUGAAGGUGAAGAUCUGAGGGGUGAACUCAGGAUGCAAUCCAUGUCUGCCUUCAUCAGCAGCCACCGUACCGGACCCCCUCCCAUCAGUCCUGGCAAGAGGAAGUACAGUGGAGACCAGCUAAACGACAACGCUGAGAGCGAGCAUGUUUCCAAGAUGAGCCGCCUGUUUGCAGCUCAGAUAGAUAAGACUAUCAAUGGACAGUACCGGCAAGACCGCCGCGAUCAGAGUGGGAACCCCGGCGAGCGCGGAUCCAUCCCCACUGUACGCCUUCAUGGUAGCCUCAUCUACUCUCCGAUGCCCAUCCUGGCCAUGGAGCAGCCGUUGGCGCUCACCAAAAACAGCGUGGAUGCCACCGGCACCCUUUCCGUGUCUCCAGCUGCCAGCCCCGUGGAACGCCAGCAGAACCGCCCCUCUGUGAUCACCUGUGCAUCUGCCAGCAAUCGCAACUGCAACCUGUCUCACUGCCCCUUGUCCCACCGCGGCUGUCUCUCCAGCUACAGGAAGCCCGCUGGCUCGGACACGCCCUCUGACCCCGUGAUUGAGGAACACUUCCGCCGCAGCCUGGGGAGGAACUACAAGGAGCCUGAGCUGGUGAACUCGGUGUCCAUCACGGGCUCUGUGGACGACCACUUUGCCAAAGCGCUCGGUGAGGCCUGGCUGCAGAUCAAAGCCAAGGGCAGCGUCUCUGGCCCUGCUGAGACACCUGGCCAUGGGUUCGAUAAUGCCCGAAACCACUCCCCUUCAAUGGUUUCAUGAGUAGCGUCUUACAACCCCCACCUCUGUCUAAAACCCUGCAUGGUUUUCCUGAGCUUAGAACAAUGGAAGUGUGUGUUCUUCUACAUGCUGGGUAGGAAAAUGGCCAUUUUCCCCCCUAUAAUUGUUAAAUAUUACUAUGAAUUAUACCUGCUUGGCGUUUGUGGUUUGAGAUGGCCUGGACUGUUGGUUUUUUUUUCCAUUUGAAGGUUAGAUUGGCUCUCUACCCAUUUGCCGAUGUUACCAAAGAAAAAUUUCAUCGUGGGAUUCACACAGUCAUGUACAUCUUGCCUUCUGGUCUGCUGUGCUUUACAUUGUUCCCCCUGUUUUUUAACUUGAAAAUGGCCAAAUGAGAUUUGCACUAAAAUUUUGUGGGUUCAAGAGGUGCAGGUCAGCUUUGUAAUAGUGUGUGGGUGUGUAUGUGUGUACACAUUCUGGCGUUUUCCUCUGCGUGUCUCUUCCUUAAAGCUACAAUGAGCAAACGGCCAAUAACAUGAAGGAGGUGUUGUGUCUUCUCCGUGCUGAGAUGGCUGAGCUCUCCGCUGAACUUUUUUUUUUUUUUCUCUUUUUGUAAUGGGCAUUUAAUUUUUUUUCUACUUUUAUGUUGCGUUAGCACUUCAAGGUUCAAGAUGAGGUUUUAAACCGUAAAAUUGUGCUUUACAAAUGCAUGUUUAAAUAGCUGGUAUCUAUUAAUGUCAAGAUUUUAUCAGUUCUUAAACUGUUAGCCUCCUAUUUUGGAUGUUUUGUUUUUUUGUACGUAACUCCUAGAUAUUCUCACUGCUGGUACAGUUGCACAGGAAAAAUGUGUAUAUAUUUUAACUCGAUAUUCAUUAAGGUGACAUGUAGCAUCAAACACUGUCCUUGGGCAGGCCUUAUUAUUACUGGCAAGUUUUACAUAUUGGUAAUCUGUGGUACAGGACGAUCAAGGGUUAUAUCUCACUGAAUACAGACUCUUCAGUUAUGAGUGGUCAGAACAUGGCAAUUUAGAUUACACACCCUUCAUAGUAUACUUUAGAAAAUACUGUAUAUUUUACAUUAACAGAUGCAAUCAUAUUGCGGUCAGACGUCUGUUUUGUUUUGACCUUUAACACAGAAUGAAUAUAUUGUUGACUUUACCCACAUUAACUCUGACAGACGUGUUACUCAUGCUUGAUCUUAUUUGUUUAUAUAUACGCCCAUACGCAUAUAAAAUUAAUUGGUGGGAUUUAUAUAUUGGUCACAAUGUUAUGGUAAAGACUUUUUAAAGCUGACGAGUGUCUUUUACCAUUAGUUACACUAUUUCCACUGUUACUUGUGCAAAUGCAUUGUACCCAGAUUUCACACAUUCCUGCAACAGGGGGCCUAAUUUGUGUUUUAUUUUUCUGAAGUAUGAAUCUGUGCUUUUUGGAGACCAAGCUGACUAAAGUGCUGCUACAGCAGCACAGGUGAGCACUCCUCCUUCUAGGGGCCACUGCUCACAUUCCAUCUGUCCAUUUUAGCGAACACGUGGUGGUCAGGGGUCACUAAUGGUCAUUGAGAAGGAGUUCUGCAAUGGUGGUCUCAGUGAUGCAUCUCCUAAAGUGCCAUUAGCUUUUUGUAAGCUAGGACUGAUUGGUGAGUUCUGGGAUCUGACUUGCUUCGAGGGGAAGGACCCUUCAUUUGGAGGCCAUUGCAUGUUCGCUUAGCUAGUAAUGGGUAGGGAGCACCUGAUUGACAUUGAAACACACAGAUACCUGCAUAAUGUAGGAGCAUCUUUCACAAUACUCUUUUCUAUAUAGGCAACUACAAGACAGACAUUACGCUGUGCGUAACGAAUGUACAGAGAAUAGUACAAGGUAUUUUUUCGAAGAACAAUUGAUUUAAAGAUAUGUAGCUAUUUAAGUAAUUUCUGUCCUUUUAUUGUAAUCAUUAUAUGUAAAGAAAUAUAUAUAUAUAUUUUGUUUUGUAGUAUUAAGGCAAACACGCAGGAAUGUAGUUAUUCCAUUGAAACACUGGCGUGGUUUAACAGCCACCCUCUUAAGAGGACAGCGACAUGCGUCUGCUGAGCUUUCCUGAUGGUGUGUGUGCCUUUCGAGUGAAACCAAGCACAAGUGUUCAUUUGAACCAACCUGUCUGAGAUGGGUGACUUCAAACAGAUGCUGGUUUAGAUGCUAAAAUAUUAACUUGUUUUUAAAGGUCACUAAGAGUCUAGCUUAACAAUAUAUUUCUCCAUGUCUAAAACACUCUGUAAACCUGUAUUGUGCCUUUUUUUGUUUUAAUUUCUCCGAAUGAUGAGUUUUGGUGAGGCCAGCUUUUUGUACUUAGUAGCCUAAAUGAAUAAAGUGGUAUUAAAUGACG